UGCCACCCGUUGUCAUCAAAUUAUCGGGUAGUUAGAGUAUUUGCCUCGUUUUAGCUCAGACCUGUAGUCGUGUUUACAAGUACAUGUAGUAUGGCGAAGUCCGCAGAAGUAACACUGGCGGAGAUUAAACUCUUUAAACAUGAUGGAGGAACUACAAAUGGAGCGGUCAUAUUACCUUCAGGACAAAUGAAAUAUUCUCUUCUCGUAUUUCUUCGGAAUUUUGCAUGAAUAGGGUGUCAGCUGAAAAUGCAGGCCUUAUCUCCUUUAGCGGACAAGCUUAAGGAGCAUCACACACGGCUUGUGUUUGUCGGCUCGUCCACUGUGGACCAGAUGGAGGAAUUCAUGCGCAGUCCAACGGUCCUUAUGUCUGGCGAACUAUACUCGGACCCCACUACUUCCCUUUACAAAACAUUCCACAUGAAGAGAGGGCGAUUUCGCUCACUUGUCAUGCCGAUUUGGAACAGCGUGUCGAGAUAUGGAUGGAGCGGGGCUGUGGAAGGAGUAAAACUGGGUUUGGAAACAUCGCACCUUGCAGGGGACUCUUGGAUACAAGGGGGUACUAUUUUAUUGGAUCAAGAUGGAAAUAUUUUGUAUCAGCACCAGGAAGAGCACCCUGCAGACUGGCCCGAUAUGACUGAGGUAUUACGAGUGGUUGGCCUCACUGAAGUACCUGUGGAUUACGAUAGAGCUGUUUCCGAAUGGAUGCAUGCAAGACAAAACGCUCGAAAAUAGCACAGAUAUAUGAUGAAUAAAGUGUUUAUUUGUUGUCCGACGGUUCGAUGAAAUGAUGACGAACUUUGUGUUAAAUGUUUGUAAAAGCGAACCGAAGUUCUGAGUUAACAUUAUUCAACACGCAGACGUACACAUGUGAACUUUUAUUUUCAUUUUAUCAAAGCGAUUUUUGUGGUGUUGUUUUUAUGUAACCAAACAGGCAUUUAACUAUAGAAUCAUGUGCAUAUAUUUACAUUUAUAUGUAAAUAUUAUUGAUUCGCUAUUUUUUUUCCUACAAAUAUUCACUAUUUUCUACAUUUUAACUUUAAAAUUAAACGGUUUUAAAUUGA
Molecule: messenger RNA, 1061 nt
Organism: Magallana angulata
Lineage: Eukaryota; Metazoa; Mollusca; Bivalvia; Ostreida; Ostreidae
Exons: 4
Coding region: 247-732 (161 amino acids)
Source: RefSeq, a predicted model, not a curated record